GAACGACUCCGCUCCUCUUUCUCAACCUGGAGACUGCGCAGAAAGCGGCGCGCAAAAGUGCGUGUGCAAGCAGAAAGUGGCCGAGGUGCGGGAUGUCCCGUUAGGAGGAGAAGCAGAGGCAGCGCGAGCGGACGCACGGACGGACGCGCAGCGGACAGCACCGAACCGAACCGAACCGAACCGCCGCUGACACGCAGCUCCUCCGGGAAAAUGGCGUUUCCGACGAUGUUUAGUCGUCGUCGGCUUGUUCUCAACUUGUUUCUGGUCCACUUCAUCGCCUUUGACGCAACGAACGCGGCCCCGUCGCCCAUUAUCAGGUUUCCCGGAGACGACUCCCCCGGAACAGACAAAGAAGUUGCUCUGCGCUAUCUGAACAAGUUUUAUGGAUGCCCACAAGACAGAUGCAACCUCAUGGUGCUGAAGGACACGCUGAAGAAAAUGCAGAAGUUCUUCGCGCUGCAGGAAACCGGGGAGAUCGACGCCAAAACCGUGGAGGUCAUGAAAAAGCCCCGCUGCGGCGUCCCGGACGUGGCCAACUACAACUUCUUCCACAGGAAACCCAUGUGGCAGAAGAAGGACAUCACCUACAGAAUCCUGGGCUACACGCCGGAUCUGGACGAGGAGGUCGUAAACGACGCCUUCUUCAGGGCCUUCAAGGUGUGGAGUGACGUCACGCCGCUGUCCUUCACCCGCCUCAUGGACGGCGAGGCCGACAUCAUGAUCAACUUCGGGCGCAACGAGCACGGGGACGGUUACCCCUUCGACGGCAAGGACGGCCUCCUGGCGCACGCCUUCGCUCCGGGGCCCGGGAUCGGUGGAGACUCCCAUUUUGACGACGAUGAGCAGUGGACUCUGGGAGAAGGGCAAGUGGUGAAGGUGAAGUUUGGCAACGCCGACGGGGAGUUCUGUAAAUUCCCGUUCCUGUUCAUGGGCACUGAAUACAACAGCUGCACGUCCCAGGGCCGCGACGACGGCUUCCUGUGGUGCUCCACCACCUACAACUUCGACGAGGACGGCAAAUACGGCUUCUGUCCUCACGAGCUGCUGUUCACGCUGGGUGGAAACGCUGAGGGCGCUGCGUGUAAACUCCCCUUCACCUUCCAGGGUGUGAAGUACGACUCCUGCACCACCGAGGGCCGAGACGACGGCUACCGCUGGUGCGCCACCACCGAGGACUACGACCGCGACAAAACCUACGGGUUCUGCCCCGAAACCGCCAUGUCCACCGUGGGCGGGAACGCGGAGGGGAGCCCGUGCGUCUUCCCCUUCACCUUCCUGGGGGACUCGUACGAUGCCUGCACCUCGUCCGGACGCAGCGACGGCAAGAUGUGGUGCUCCACCACCAAGAGCUACGACGACGACCGCAAAUGGGGCUUCUGUCCCGACCAAGGCUACAGUCUAUUCAUGGUGGCAGCGCAUGAGUUCGGCCACGCCCUCGGCUUGGAGCACUCCGACGACCCCGGGGCGCUGAUGUUCCCGGUUUACACCUUCGCCAAGGACUUCAGGCUGUCGCAGGAUGACAUCAAAGGCAUGCAGGAGCUCUACGGUGUGCCGACUGACAAGCCUCUGCCCACCCAGGGUCCAGUCACUCCCAUGGACAUCUGUAAGGAGCCAGUUGUCUUUGAUGCCGUAGCUCAAAUCAGAGGAGAGACUUUCUUCUUUAAAGACCGGUUCCUGUUCAGGUCGGUGAACUUCAGAAGCAAGCCCAGCGGCCCUGCUCUGGUGGCCACGUACUGGCCCGAGCUGCCCUCCAAGAUAGACGCUGCUUAUGAGAACCCCAUGGAGGAAAAAACAGUGUUCUUCUCAGGAAACCAGAUGUGGAUCUACAGAGCGGAUGAGUUGGAAAGAGGCUACCCCAAGAAGAUCGCCAGUCUUGACCUCCCCGCCGACCUGCAGAAGAUUGACGCUGCCUUCAACUUUAGGAAGAACAGGAAGACGUACUUGUUUGCUGGGGACAAAUUCUGGCGAUAUGAUGAAGAACAGAAGAAGAUGGACGCUGGCUUCCCUAAGCUUAUUGCUGAGUCCUGGAACGGUAUCCCAGAUGAAAUGGACUCUGCCUUCUCUCUUAAUGGCAUUGACUACAGCUAUUUCUUCAAAGGCAACCACUACUUCAAACUGGAGGACAGCAGCUUGAAGAUCGUCAAGUUGGGCGAAGUCACCAAGGACUGGCUCGGCUGUUGAGCGCCUCCGCAGCGUCCCUCGCCCGGCCGAUCCUGUGACGACACCCGGCCUCAUGAGGACAUAGUGUGACCCGCAACGUGGGGUCGCAGCAGCGGGCGCUGUUGUAAUUCUGCUGCACUUCUGUGGGACGUGCGCCCCCCCAGCCUGUAUAACCAGCCUCCAGCUUUGUACAAAGGCACCUCUCCACAGUUUUACACAGGCUAAACAUAGGCUACUGUAUAUUUCCUAUAUUACUGUGUGAUAGUGACAUAGUACGCGUUGUGCUGAUGCUGAUUCAUCACUUGCACCCCUGUUUUAUAGACAUCAGCUACGUCCUGACACACCGUGAGAUGAUGCCGGAGGUUUUUUUUUUUUUUGGCUAGUUUGAUUCUGAAAGACUGUUUUACACCACGUGAGCAGCUCACGUUCACAUUUCCAGUAUAUUAGCUGCAGUUUUAUAAGUGUGUCCGUUUUAAGUCAUUAAUUUUCUCAUUGUUGUGCUCUACAUUUUGUAAAAAAAUGAAUUUGCACAAUGUGUCUGACCGAAAAUGGUGCUUUAGAGGUAGCUUUUCGCAUAUAGUCCUUUUUAUAUGUAUAUCUAUACACAUUUUAUAUACAGCGUAACGGUUUUCAUGGCUCUACUUCAGAGUAGUAUUUUGCUUCACGUGGUUAGCACUUUUUAUAGGAGGGAACUUUGUAAGGAGGAGACAGAGGUUGUAUUUCCCUUCCACCGGUGGUACAGAAAGAUUAAAGGCACAGGUUGCCUCCAGAGGUGUGCUGCAUGAUGGAAUCAUGACGAGAAUAUCGCAGUAGUAUUGUUGAUUAAUCUUUUGUUAUAAUCUUUUUUUACAUUAUUUUUAUCAUGUUGUGUUUCGUGUUGAUUUUAAUGCUUGUGCACUUUGUUACUGUCACCAAUAAAGAUGGUCUAUACAUAA
Molecule: messenger RNA, 3095 nt
Organism: Betta splendens (Siamese fighting fish)
Lineage: Eukaryota; Metazoa; Chordata; Actinopteri; Anabantiformes; Osphronemidae
Gene: mmp2
Product: matrix metallopeptidase 2
Exons: 13
Coding region: 211-2181 (656 amino acids)
Biological process (GO): proteolysis; collagen catabolic process; extracellular matrix organization
Cellular component (GO): extracellular matrix
Molecular function (GO): metalloendopeptidase activity; zinc ion binding
Source: RefSeq, a predicted model, not a curated record